CCAAAUCAGGGCAUCCAUUUGGUGGUUCAGCCCGCUUCUUCUCCUCCACUCUGCAGUUCAACUUCUCUCACUCCGCCUUCCCCUGCUUGGCUGCUUGGUUCUUCCAGUUCCAGAACACCUCCCCCUGGACCUGGAGCAACAAGUCCCUUCCGGCCGGCAUUGCAUCCUUUUUGCUGGGCUCAACAAGAUUCUGCCGCUGCUUAGGUAAAGGAAACUUUCGGGGCUUUCUACAGCGAGAAGCUACAGGUUUCUCUCUCGUUAAGCCAGGACAUUGAUAGGCGGCCAGAUGAGCAAUUCCUGUCAAUGCUGCAAGAGAUACUGGACUCAUUUGCAUGGAAAGGUCAGGUGUUUCGUCACGCACAUGGAUAGACACUCUAGGCAUCGCAUGGUCAUACCAGAGAGAUUUGUGAACUAUUUCGCGUGGAAGCUGUCAGCAGCCAUCGAACUAGAAGCCCCCAAUGGUAAUGUGUACGAUGUCGGAAUUACUGAGCGUAGGAAUAAAACAUUGCUCAGAUCUGGGUGGGAGGCGUUUGUCGACGACAAUCAUAUAGUAGAGGGUGACUCCUUGAUGUUCCGAUACUGUGGAAAUUGUUGCUUCAAGGUUGUGGUCUUUGAUUCUAGUGGUUGUGAGAAAGUGGUGUCCUGUGCUCGCAGUCGCAGACAGAUUAAUAUCAAUGAUCAAGAACCAAGCACAAAUUCUGCAGACAUUUCGACCAGUUUCAGUGAUGGCAGUACUCAUUCGUCAGCACGAGGACGAUCGGUCGAUUGGCAGAGUGGAACCCUGGGCCAUUGUAGAAAACGAGCAAGGACAGAUGCAAUUUCUUCUCCAUCAGAUGAUUUUUCAGCAGAAGACAGUCCUUAUGAGCAUGAGUCAUCUGAAUCCGAUGAUCAGAUGCUCGCAACGCCUCUUUAUGUGUUAUCAGGGAAGUGCUAUGUAACAGAAGAAGAUGAGGCCAAUAUAGUUGAACUUGUCCGGGAAAUUCAACCUGAAAUGCCCCUGCUUGUGGCUAUGAUGAUGAAGCCCAGUUUGAAACCAUAUCCUGAUCUGGUAAUUCCCAAGGAUUACGCACUGGCACACUUUCCACGCAAAAACCAGACUAUCAAACUACAGCUGCCUGAGCAGAGCAACAAAUGGCACUGCGAGUUCCGUGUCAAAUCUGAUGGAGGUCGUUGCAAUCUGAAGGAGUGUGGCUUUGUCCGUGACAAUAAUUUACUGGAGGGAGAUCUGUGCGUCUUUCAGCCCAUGACGAAUCGUAAGGGUAGAACAUUCAAAUUGAUGGUCCAUCUGCUUCGCAAAGUGACCAUUGAUCAUCCCUCCGGUGAAAAUCUCUCAACAUAUGGUUUGCCGAGCACAAAGAAUGCCCCAACAUUGUGUAUUAAGGAGGAACCAAAUGACGGAGAAGAUAGUUUUGGAGAAAGUUGGAGCCAUUGCAUCAGAUCUGCACAUCUAUGUCGCAGUCAUGACCAAGACCAAUGUCCGUGUCGCUCUAACCUUUGCCACACAAUACGCUGUCAAGUACCUCCGAAAUGGGAGCCGGAGUUUCGUGCUUCAGCUGGAGGGGAAGAGCCAAAGAUGGCAUGGCGAGAUGCACGACAAGAAAGGUGCCUUGAGGAUAAGUGGAGGCUGGACUUCUUUUGCCAGCGACAACGGCCUGCAGGAGGGGGACAUCUGCCUCUUCGAGCUGAUGAAAAACAAGGGGGGACUGAAGAAGAUGACGGUCUACAUCAUUUGCAGAGAAUUGCUAGUUUGAUGCCACUGACGGGAAACAGACAUGUAUCCACUCUCUGUGCUAGCAUUUGUAUAUACUCUAGAGGGCUCUUUGUUGCCUUUGUGUUUUGGAAGUCGAAACUAUGGGUACGGCCAUUCGCUGGAGUGAGGACGAUAGCUCUCUGUAUGGCAAACUAGACACUAAAUUUUAAACAGCUUAUGACCGUACUUUAGUGGCAACUUUAUUUUGUA
Hordeum vulgare subsp. vulgare (domesticated barley) is the source of this 1960-nucleotide messenger RNA. RefSeq names its product B3 domain-containing protein Os03g0619600-like. The record is from RefSeq and is a predicted model, not a curated record. Lineage: Eukaryota; Viridiplantae; Streptophyta; Magnoliopsida; Poales; Poaceae. Gene Ontology annotation, molecular function: DNA binding. Bases 287 to 1906 code for a protein of 539 amino acids. The transcript has 8 exons.